Alosa sapidissima (American shad) is the source of this 3540-nucleotide messenger RNA. RefSeq lists its product as uncharacterized. Gene Ontology annotation, molecular function: GTPase activator activity. Gene Ontology annotation, cellular component: endoplasmic reticulum membrane. NCBI's taxonomy places the organism in Eukaryota, Metazoa, Chordata, Actinopteri, Clupeiformes, Clupeidae. The record is from RefSeq and is a predicted model, not a curated record. Gene Ontology annotation, biological process: endoplasmic reticulum to Golgi vesicle-mediated transport; positive regulation of GTPase activity. The transcript is spliced from 8 exons. Bases 172 to 1410 code for a protein of 412 amino acids.
UCAGGUGUUGGUUGCGUGACAGUGACAUAUGUUUGAUGGGAAUAACCAACCGGCUCAGCGAUGUUGUUAUGGCGAUACAUUUAAGCUUUAUUGACAUGACAUUUUAAUUCAAAGAAAACGAAUUGGAAUGAACUGGUUGUAAACGCUAAUGCCAUAAACAAACACGGGGAAAUGAAAAAGGGAAAAAAGCACCAGCAAGUAAACUGUAAUGGGAACAACAGACCGACUAGUAGUAGCACUACUAAUCGAAACGAGAAGGGACAUGGAGAACAUGUGUCAUGGAAAAAGAAGAAGCUCCUUGACAUACACCAAGCUCUCAACAGUGACCCAGUGGACAUUGAAACCCUGCGAAAGGCGGCUGUGAGUGAGGGUGGUCUACUAACAGAUGAUAUCAGGAGAAAAGUCUGGCCCAAACUACUCAAUGUUAAUGUGUACAACCUCCCAACAAAACCUGGGAGAGAUGUCAGGGAGAACCACAAGGACUACAACCAGGUCCUUCUGGAUGUCAGGAGAUCAAUGCGUCGUUUUCCUAGAGGAAUGCGGGUUGCUGAGAGAGAGGUGUUGCAGGAACAGCUGAUUGACAUCAUCCUGGACGUUCUGAGGAAGAACCCUCAGCUGCACUAUUACCAGGGCUACCACGACAUAGUGGUCACCUUCCUGCUGGUGGUGGGGGAGAGAAUGGCCAUAGCCCUGGUGGAGACUCUCUCAAAUCACCACCUCAGGGAUUUUAUGGACCCUACAAUGGACAGUACGAAGCACAUCCUGAAUUACUUGAUGCCAAUUCUGGAGCAGGUGGACCGAGAGCUACAUGACUUUAUGUUACAGGCUGAAGUUGGCACCAUCUUCGCUCUCAGCUGGCUCAUCACCUGGUACGGCCACGUCCUUUCCGACUUCCGGCAAGUUCUUCGGCUCUAUGACUUCUUCCUGGCCUCCCACCCUCUGAUGGCCAUCUACUUUGCAGCCGUGAUUGUGCUGCAUCGGGAGAAAGAGGUGAAGAACAGUGAGUGUGAUAUGGCCAUGGUCCACCACCUGCUCUCCAACAUUCCCCAGAACCUGCCCUAUGAGGAGCUCAUUGACCACGCACAGAGCCUCUUCGCACGCUACCCCCCCUCCCAGCUGGCCAAGAGAGCUGCCCUGCAGUCCCGCAAGAGCAUCGCCAUCAGCACCUUCCAGGACUUCCAACUGACCACCCUCCAGCAGCGGCCCGACUCCGUCCUGCGCCGCCAGCGCCUGACCAACGGUCAACUGGCCCUGACUGACGACACUGCCGCGGCAGCGACACCCACCUCCGCCAACCAGCUGGUCAAGAUGGCCGUAUGGGGCAUCUCGGCCACCCUUGGGGCCGCGGCGUUGGCGGUAGCCCAGACGGCCCUCGAAUGGGGCCCCGACCUCCUCCUCCAGCUCUUCUAGAGAAACAAAUACAAAAAAAACUAAUACAAAAAAAACACUACAAUCCCCAGAACCAAUCCCCUGAUUUGGUGUGCCAAACCUUGAGUACUAGUCCUCUGCAACGUCCUGCCAUAAGUGACCUCUGGGUAAUUUCCCCAUAACUCAAACACUGACUCAUUUAUUCUGAAGCGGUUUUUAAAGCCUAGAUUUCCACCCCCUCUCAUUUGUAUCAGGAGUGAAGGGUCUGAAGAGGAGUCAGCAUUUUGUCUUAGAGGGCUAAACUGCCCGAGAAGCUGAUUCAUGCACAUUCAUAGCUCUGUGCAGUGUGAAUGAUUGAAAUAGGUAUAAUUGUUCUCUCUAUCCUUCAGCUUUUACACCUUCAGUCAAGAGAGAGAGGGACAAAAAAACACACAUUUAAUGAAAAAAAGUAGUCAGGUUGCUGCCUUGCAAGAGCACCUUGUAUAUGUGUGUGUUGUAGCAAAAGAAAAGAACUGUAAUGAAUACUAAAUAACUUUUUAGGAGAGGAAAAUCCAUUUUUGGCCUUUGAUGACCAUGAUGCACCAUUAUUGCCAUCUAUGUGUUUUACAUGUUCAGUCCUUGCUCACUUGGACAACUUAGGAAAGCCUCAUGCUUCUGUGAAGUUUUUCACUAGAAUGUCUUACAUGCUAAGAAGAUAAAGAAGAAAAAAAAAAGAACCGUCCAGAACUCCUCAGACGAGUCGACUGAAUGACCCUCCGCAGGCGAGGUCUCCCCACACAGCGAACAGGGUCUAAUCCGAGCGCAGGCGUCAGGCAGGAUAAUUGAACGAGGCCCGACCACCGUCUGAUCCAGUGCCUUGAGUGCGAUUGCAGAUGAGCAGCUGUUAGUCGAACCACACUGUGCCAAUGUGUAAUUCGCUGCGUAAUCACCACUGCCAGUAGAAUAAAAAACACCAAACACACACACACACACACACACACACACACACACACACUCGCUUACACACUCCCACCUCCCCCAACUCGGUUCUCUCCUCUUAGCUUUUCCUUUUUACCUCGAGCUAUGUCAGGAAAGCGCAGGCCAUCUUAAUUUAAUGUGAAAUUAAUUUGCGCCUAAGGCUGUUGGCAGGAUUUUGGGCCAAACACCAAAGAUGGGUUUUUUAUCGGCUGACAAAUUAAGACAUCGAGAGCUUUUCAAAAUAGGAAUAGGGCUACACAGCAUGUAUCAGGGCUGUUUGUACAAGACUUUAAUUGCAUUUUUAACGUACAAUUGCGCCAUCUCUAAUUGUCUAUAUGAUUAGAAUAAAUAAGACAGUAAUAUAAACAUGUCAAGAUGGUUUCCCUGUAAAAUAUAGUGCCAUUUAUUUGAAGGGGAUGCCUAAAUAGAUUAUUUUUAGAAGCCUUUCACAUUUUUAAACCCUGUAGAAAUACUGUAUCUUGUGAAGAACACAUCAGCAUGCAGCUUAGGGUUGUACCCAGCUCAACUUAAUCAUUUAUGAUGGGAAAACAGGCGACCAUGGAGAAGGACUCUCUGUGAAAUGAUACUGAACGGUAAUUAUGAGAGGCUGUUGGCCUUUCAAACACAUGGCUGGCAGAGGACUCUGGUUUGGAGACGGGCUCGACAGAUAGGAUCCUGGCUCUUUGGCCAAGCUGACGAGUGAAGGUCUCGCUGGCACCUGCGACGGAUGUAGCUCCAGUUGGAACCGUUUAGCGCGGAAAAGCGCUGCUCUUUUGAUCAGUGUCUCCUCACUCUCUCCUCGUACGGGGCUUUGAGGCUGAUCGGCUGUCCAACUGUUUACCUCCGAGGCCGCUGUCUGAAGGCAAUUGUGCGAGCAACUGUCGCCCCCCCCCCCCCCCCCCCCUCCCCUUUUUUUGAAAAGCUCAAGCACUUUUUCUGCCGAGGAGAACUUCAACUUUUAAUGGAUCCCUGGCAGAAGCUACGUUUGCCGGGGAAAAAGGCUUUGCAAAGUAACAGGUUGAAAUGUCACCACCUGCUCCACUUCGAAAACAUGAACGAUGCUUGCGCUACCUCUCCCUUUCGCCUGAUGCCUUUGCUUCACAUCAAAGGCGAAGACGAAAUCAUGGCUGCUUUUUGGGUUAAAACAUAGUGUCAGUACUCAGUCCUUGUAACUGCACUCAUUAUGGUGUACAGUAAAGUUUGGCGUUGCCAUAC